Leptonychotes weddellii (Weddell seal) is the source of this 6565-nucleotide messenger RNA. The record is from RefSeq and is a predicted model, not a curated record. NCBI's taxonomy places the organism in Eukaryota, Metazoa, Chordata, Mammalia, Carnivora, Phocidae.
UAGUGGUGGCGGGAGCGGGCACUGCGGCCUCGUCGCGGGGUGAGGCCUCGCCCGGCGACCCUGCCUGCCGCCACCCCCACACUCCCUCCUCCGGCGGCGCGUAGUCCCGGCCGCCCCUCUCCGGACGUCGACAGAGCGUCCAAAGCGGGCCACGUCCACUGUGUACGGCCCUCGCGCAGUCUCCUCGGGGUUGUCCCGCUUCCGUGACCCCUACAGGGUGAAGACUAGUGGGUGGGACAAGUGGCGAGCUGGCGCUCUGCAGACUACUGCGGGCGGCGGGGUGGCGGCGGGCACAGGGAGGGCAAGAACCUGAAAGUGCAAGUGCUGAGCCUCCGGGUGUCGGUUUCGGGGUCGCCGGGCAUUCAGCCCCGUCUGACCCGCUCCCACGCCCUGCGUUUCGGAGGCCGGAGCGCAGCCCGGCUGGGGUGCUUUCUUACUCGCUGGGGGCCUGGAGCUGAGAAGGGGUGGGCAUGGCCAGCGUCCCCCAGCUGUUCGACGACCUGUGCGAGGCCGUCCUACCGGCCGCGAAGGCUCACCUGGGCCAGCACGGCGGGAGCCGGAAGAGGGCAAAGCAGAGACUUAAGAGGGUGGCCUACAAUGCCCUUUUCACGAAUCUCUUUCAAGAUGAGACUCACAAACUGCAGCCUGAUCUCUCCAAACUCCCAGUGAAGAACAAGAUCCUCAUGCUGUCCUUCGACUUGAGAGUGGGUGGUCUGGGCCCCGAGGCUGACCGUCUGGAGGAACUCGUGGAGGAGCUCCUAGCAGCCCCUUGCUGUCCGUUCGUGGAGGUGGGGUCUGUUUUGGGCCUCCUGGUUCAGCUGGCAGGGAGUGGCCCCCCUCAAGUGCUGCAGCGCAAGCGGGACUACUUCUUUAACAACAAGCAUGUGGGGAGAAACGUGCCCUACAGCGGCUACGACUGCUACGACCUGAGUGUUUUUGAGAUGGACGUUCAGUCUUUGAUCUCCAGAGAGGAGUACUUAUGUCAGGACAUGAUCCAGAAGGCGCUUCAGGUGAUGGAGGCGGCCCCAGGCACUGGCCUGCCCACCGCGGGGCUCUUCUCAUAUGGGGACCCUUGCGGUGACAGGUUUGAGAGAGACACCCGGGUCUCGCUUUUCGGCGCUCUUGCACACAGCCGCACAUAUGACAUGGAUGUCCGGCUAGACCUGCCCCCGAUGCCGGACAGUGCAGACCUCUCUGGAUUGGCCAUUAAGGUUCCUCAGAGUGUGGAUCAGUCCGACGAUGAAGGGUUCCAGUCAGCAUCUAAUUUGACUCCUGACUCCCAGUCUGAACCAGGCAUGACUCCAGACAUCGACCUGUGGGAUGCCGUGCUCACCUACGAGGCCAGCAAGCGGAGGUGCUGGGAGCAAGUUGGAUGCCCCCCUGGCCACAGAGAGGAGCCCUACCUCACGGAGGCCGGAAGGGACGCCUUCGACAGGUUCUGCAGGCUCCGCCACGGGGAGCUGCAGGUGCUUGGCGGGGGCCUGCUGCAGGCCCCACAGCCCGUCCUGGUGAAGGAGUGCGAGCUGGUGAAAGAUGCGCUGAAUGUCCUGAUUGGGGUCGUGUCUGCCACGUUUUCCCUCUGCCAGCCAGCUCAGACCUUCAUGGUGAAGCGGGGUGUCCACGUAUCAGGAGCCUCCCCUGAGAGCGUCAGCAGUCUCCUCUCAGAGGUGGGCGAGUGGGGGACACACUACACACGCCUGAGCCAGUUCUCUCUGCAGCCUGUGCUGGACUCCUCGUGCAGCAAGGGCCUCGUGUUCCAGGCCUUCACCAGCGGCCUGAGGAAGUUCCUGCAGUAUUACCGUGCCUGCGUCCUCUCCACUCCGCCCACCCUGAGCCUCCUCACCAUUGGCUUUCUUUUCAAGAAACUGGGCCGGCAGCUCAGGUACUUGGCUGAGCUCUGUGGUGUUGGCACUGCACUCCCAGGUAGUGGGGGCGGAGAACCCAAGGCUGCAUUCCCCACCGGGGUGAAGCUGCUCUCCUACCUGUACCAGGAGGCUCUCCAUAAUUGCAGCAACGAGCACUACCCAGUGCUGCUGUCCCUGCUGAAGACCAGCUGCGAGCCCUACACGAGGUUCAUCCACGACUGGGUGUACAGUGGGGUCUUCAGAGACGUUUAUGGGGAAUUCAUGAUCCAGGUGAACCACGAGUACCUGGGCUGCAGAGAUAAGUUCUACUGGACCCACGGCUAUGUGCUCAUUUCCAAAGAGGUGGAGGACUGCGUCCCCGUGUUCUUGAAGCACAUCGCCCACGAUGUGUACGUCUGCGGGAAGACCAUCAAUUUGCUGAAACUCUGCUGCCCCCAGCAUUACCUCUACUGGUCUGACGUCCCCGUCCCUCGGAUCUCAGUGAUUUUCUCCCCCGAGGAGUUGAAGGAGGUCGAGAGGGACUGUGCCAUCUACGUGGGGCGGAUGGAGAGGGUAGCGCACCACAGCUCCAUCAGCAAGGAGGAGAAGGAAUUACGAAUGGAAAUUGCAAAACAAGAAUUGAUUGUCCAGGCCCGGGAAGCAGCGUCCAGGGUCCUGCGAGCACUCAGUGAUCGGCAGACGUCGGAACGCAUGGCCUUGGACGCCCGGAAGCGAGAGCAGUUUCAGAGGCUGAAGGAGCAGUUUGUGAAGGACCAGGAGCGGCGCUGGGCGGCCAGGCAGGAGGCUCUGGAUGACGACUUGGGCUAUGCGCGGGCGCUCCGCGACAGGGAGAGGAGGCUGAGGGCCCUGGAGGAGCAGCUGGAGAGGAAGACGAGGCAGGCACUGGUUGACCAUUAUAGCAAGUUGUCUGCGGAAGCAGCUCGUCGAGAGCAGAAGGCACUGUGGAAAAUCCAGAGGCACCGACUGGCAAGUGCACGGCUUCGUUUCCUCGUAGAAGAUCAGAAGCUCAUUCGGGGGAUGCUGAGGGACGUGUCCGAAGGGAAGGCCCUGGAGCCACUCUCUGUCCUCCCUGCUGCCGGCUCCCAGGCUUUGUCUCCGGGCCCCGGGCACUCGGCGGGAGGCAGCAGCUCUGACUCUGGGUAUGCAGAACAGCACGUGGUUGCCUGGGAUUGCCCGAAUGCACGGACGCCGCAGCAGCUCUCACCUCCAGCAGCAGGGGCCUGUGGCUCGGGGCCGGUGGACAGGCCGGGGCCGUUCUCUGAGGGCCUCAGCAUCCAAGACUUCCUGCCCGCAGCUCCGGAGGCUGAGCCGCCUGCACACACUGGCGUGGCCCCUAUCCUGGAGGGGGCGCUGCACACCAUCGGCUCAGACCUGCCUCCCUCGGCUCCAUCCGAAGUGGUGGGCCCAGGGCCUUCUGGGCCCCAGGAGUAUGAUUUCAGAACCAUCCUGAGGCCAGCUGUAGCCCCCUGGGCUUCCCCAGGGUCCCUGAAGACUGUAGGAGGUGGCUCGAGUAAUGAGGGGCAGCAGCUGUGGGGGGGCAGUGUCAGGCAGCCACAGGGUACAAGUGUCUCAGACAGGCAGGUGGCUCUGCCUCCCCCCCACCCCUCUGGGUACCCCCUCCCCCAGAACGGGAGUAGCCAGGCCAUGGGGCAGCUCCUCGGGCGUGUGUCAGAGGGCAGUGUUCCCACAGGGGGCUAUGCUUCUGGGACGGCCCCCUCGCGGCCACGGUGGAACGUCCACGGACACGUGUCUGACGCCAGCAUCAAGGUGGGGGAGAACGUGUGGGACGUGGCCCCCUCGCGGCCACGGUGGAACGUCCACGGACACGUGUCUCAGUCCCAUGUGGUACUGGGUGCGCUCUCUGGGGAAGGCCAGCCUGAUCCACCCAGGCCCUGCCAGAGCCCCCCUGACCAUGUAUCCCAGUCAGGCCUCAGCCUGGGAGCACAGAGCCCUGUCUGGGAGCACGAGCCACGGCUGCCUGCAGAGACGGCUUCUGACAGCUCCUGUGCUCAGGAGGCUGGCUCCAGUAGUGGGCAGGCGAGUGGCCUCCAGCCUUCGCUGUCUGCAGUGGCUGCAUCCGGGGAUCUGGGAGAUGGUAUCCCCAAGGAGCCAGGACCAGGGACGAGUGGGGACACUGAGGACCUCUCUCCAGGUCACCCUCCAAGCUCACAGGAAGGCGCGGCGGCCCAGAGCAGCCCCGGCCUCGGUGAGGAGGCGGCUGCGGCCCAGCGCUGGGGCCAGGAGCAGGCCUACCUGGCGGGUCUGAUAGAGCAGUACCGGCUGGAGCAGUACCCGGACAGCUACGAGGCCAUGUCGGAAACUCCCGCCGCCCACCUGCUACACCACGGGCUUCCCCGCGCCUUCGCCCUCCCGGAGGACCCCCGGACCCGGUCAGAUGCAGAUGAGACCGCGGUGCAGCUGAGCGAGCUGCUGCCCCUGCCCGUGCUCAUGAAGCACUCCAUCACUGCCCCGCUGGCUGCGCACGUCUCGUUGGUGAACAAGGCCGCCGUGGACUACUUCUUCGUGGAGCUCGGCUUGGAGGCGCACUUCGAGGCGCUGCGGCACUUCCUGCUCAUGGAGGACGGGGAGUUCGCACAGUCGCUCAGCGAUCUGCUGUUUGAGAAGCUGGGGGCGGGGCAGACGCCCGGGGAGCUGCUCAACCCGCUGGUGCUCAACUCUGUGCUGAGCAAGGCCCUGCAGUACAGCCUGCACGGGGACACCCCGUUCGCGGACAACCUCUCCUUUGCCCUCAAGUUCCUGCCCGAGGCGUUUGCCCCCAACGCCCCGGACGUGCUGAGCUGCCUGGAGCUCAGGUACAAGAUCGACUGGCCCCUCAACGUCGUGGUCACCGAGGGCUGCCUGAGCCGCUACAGCGGCAUCUUCUCCUUCCUGCUGCAGCUGAAGCUGAUGAUGUGGACGCUCAAGGACAUUUGCUUCCACCUCAAGCGCACAGCUCUGGUGAGCCAGGCGGCCGGCUCGGUGCAGUUCCGCCAGCUGCAGCUGUUCAAGCACGAGAUGCAGCACUUCGUCAAGGUCACCCAGGGCUACAUCGCCAACCAGAUCCUGCACGUCACCUGGUGUGAGUUCCGAGCCCGGCUGGCGCAGGUGGGCGACCUUGAGGAGAUCCAGCGUGCGCAUGCCGAGUACCUGCACAAGGCUGUCUUCAGGGGCCUGCUGACAGAGAAGGCUGCGCCCGUCAUGAACGUCAUCCACAGCAUCUUCAGCCUCGUCCUCAAGUUCCGCAGCCAGCUUAUCUCCCAGCCCUGGGUCCCGGCCGGUGGCCCCCGGGGUGCGGAGCACCCUAACUUCGCUCUCAUGCAGCAGUCCUACAGCACCUUCAAGUACUACUCCCACUUCCUGUUUAAAGUGGUGACCAAGCUGGUGAACCGGGGCUACCAGCCUCACCUGGAGGACUUCCUGCUGCGCAUCAACUUCAACAACUACUAUCAGGAUGCCUGAGGCCGCGGGACACAGGGGAUUUCUGCUGCUGCAAAGGGCUGACCAGGCAUUUCCAACCAAACAUCGAGGACAGCAGGUCCUUCCCCAGCUGCGCCCACAUGCUGGCCCCGGGCUGCUCACCUGUCCAGGAAGCCGAAGGGCCCGUAGUCGAUGGUGAGCCCCACGAUGCUCAUGUUGUCUGUGUUGAGCACGCCGUGGCAGAAGCCCACACACUGCCACUCCGCCACCAUCCGGGCCGUGCGACGGGUCACCUGCGGCACGACGGGAGCAGGUUGUCCCCUGCCCCCUCCCUCCCUGAGGACAGCUCUGCUCCCAGGAACUCCCUCGGGUUUGCCCUCUCGGCGCACACUCGGCAGCGGGGGCGAACGCGGAAGGACGGGUAAGAAGGGAAAGCACUUGGAUGAGUGCACACGUGUAGGCUCUAAUUUCCACUUAGGCCAUCUGUCUCUUUGAUAUACUAAUUUUGGCUUUUACCCAUGAAACCAAAAAUAUCAGGGAGCCUUGACCAUCCCCACAACUCAGGCCCAGGAGGAUAACCGUGUGGAAACAGGGAAGUCACCACAUGAGCCGGCAAAACCUGCCCUGGGUCCAGGCUGCUGUGCCAGGGGCCCCGCCGUGACCGUCCGCAUCUCCCCCCGAAGCGGAGUCCUUCCCCCCCCACAGUUCUCCCGCCGCGCCUGGUGGGGGCGCACAGGGUUUGUCUCAGGGCCCCCGACCCUCAAUGCAGCAUUCCCAGAAGUCGGUCCUGCUCAGAGCCAACAAGGGGGGACAGGCUUUGGGACCGGGGAGUGACUCAGAGAACCUUGGCCCCCCCGCCUGGCAGACCCUGUCUCAUCAGCAGGCGGGAUGCAGGGAGGGCUGGUGUGCGGCCCCGCCUACCUCCCGGAAGAAGGCGGCAUUCCUCUGCACACGGUCAUCCGCGUGCGCGGCCUGGAUCUCAGGAUAAAACGUGCUGAUCACAUAGUCAAGCAUCUGGACUCGGAUGUCAUUUCUCCCCACACUGGGCCCUUCACGCCCUGUGUGCUCAUCUGCAGACUUAAAAAUCUCAAAGGAUCCGAACCUGGAGGAAAUACCCAUGUUUUUAACAGGUUAAACAUGGCUCUAGCCCCUUGUGAAAAACAGAAGUCUGGCUGCUAGGCCUUGUAGCCUCUGGCGCUAAGAACACCCUGAUUAAAACAAAACCAACAAAAACGUAACUGGUCUUGGGGCGCCUGGGUGGCUCAGUUGGUUGGGCGACUGCC